AUGAUGGUGUUGUUAAAAUCAUUUUUAUUGCUUUUGGUGGUCUAUUAUUCAACUUUCAGUUGUGGGGAAUCUAGUCGGAUUCGGUCUGCGGAACAAGGUAAGCGGGUUUUUCGAAAGUACGAGCGCGAGCUUUUCUUGUAAUCGAUCAACAGUGAUGUCGUGCGACAGGCUGCUACUAUAAAAACCGCGAGAGAUUUCACGAGUGCUUUUCGGCUUAACUCAUUUGUAAUUAGCGUGUACAUGUUUGACUUUCUUGUUGUUGAGUAAACAAUUUUCCAUGUGAACUGAAACUUUGUUCACUGUACAGUUAACCUACAUUAUGGCAAAGCUGGAACCGUCAACGAUGCCGGACGUUUUAGAGACCAAAAGCGCUAUUAUGCUUAUUAUGAUCACGAAUCAGUAGUCAGGGAAGCUUUAAGGCGGACAGUUUGUUUUUUAUGACAAAAUAAGGAUAGUUUUUAACUUUUUAAAAUCCUCAAUUUUGAAUUUAGUUCAAACUUGUAAAACACCUUCGCAUAAUAGGGAAUCAGGGAAUCAACAGUCACAUUUCGGGCAAAUCUAAAUGAAGACAUGAGCGUCUUAGUUGAAAUCAUUAAGCAAUUACUAACUCAGCGCGAAAAUUUUUAGGGCUUCAACGGGAUUUGACAGAGCGCAUGGCCUCUGCGUUAACUGAGGCUGCAGUGGUCAAGUAGCUAUGCCUUGAAGACUUAUAAAUUUGGAACAGGCCAAUUUGUUGAAAAAAAAAGGGAAAGCACGAGCACCUGAUCGCAGGUUAUAGUCUUCUUAACCUGGAAAAGGAAUAAACAGAAUGAAGAAAUGAAGAUGAUGAGUUUUUAUAGCUCAGUUGGUAGAGCAUUGCAGUGCUAACGCAAAGGCCGCUAAGAGUACCAUCAUAUUGAAGCCUCGAAAUUUUUUCGGAUUAAUAUGAGCUGCAAUUGCAUAAGUUGAGAUAACAACUGCGACGGUCAUAUCUUCGUUUACAUUUGUGUCUCCGCAUUUCACAUCAUUUUCAUUCUAUGUCGCAGUUUAGUCCCUACGUUCUCCUGCGUGUCACACGCCACUAAAGUCAAGAAUAUUUUCAGCUCAUCUGAUUGUUUUAGUUAAGAGAUAUAAGCUGUGCAUGUGAAAUAGAUGCUCAUUAUUUUCUUCUGUUCACAAUGAAGGUUCUUCAUUUGAAGAUAAUACCGUUGAAGACAGCGAGACCAAUUCCAUUAAUUCGCGUAAGUGGAAAAUUUUAAAUGCGUUUUCAAUAAAAAGUUUGUUUCGUGUUUAAUAAGGCAUUUUAAAUAAAGUUCUUCUGCUCAGUUUGUUCCCUUCCAUUCAGUAUUUACUUAAUUAUCAAUACUGAAGUUUUCACUUCAGUUCCAGAGUAAAAUGAUAUUAUGAUACAGUUCAAUAUUCUCUAUACUCCCUCAAAAAUUAGCAAGCUUUCUCAGCAUUUUAUCUGCUCACAGCAACGUGUGGCCAGGUCACCGCAGCAGGGGGCAGGGUGAUUGGUGGAAAGGACGCUACUGCAGGGGAAUGGCCUUGGCAAGCAAAACUGGUUACCAGGGGUACAGGGUUCACUUGCGGUGGCUCUCUUAUCACACGUGACUGGGUGAUGACUGCUGCACACUGCAUCUCAAGUAAUGAUCCCACUGCUUAUGGUGUGACGCUUGGUGAUCUCAACAGGGAACAACCUGACGGUACUGAGCAAAACUUUAAUGUCAAACGUGUAGCGGUGCAUCCUAAGUACAACUGGCCAGUUCCUAUCAAUAAUGACAUAGCUUUGUUACAGCUGACAAGGCCAGCCACUCUAACCUCUUUUGUGAACACCGUUUGUUUACCACGUUACUCUGAGGUGGUACCAGCUGGGACCAAGUGCUUCAUUUCGGGUAAAAUUUAUUCAUUUAUUAUUUAAAACUCUUUGGAAAAAAUUGACUGACUGACUCACUUUCGCCGGUGAACGAUCCACUUUUAAAAUAACGCCAGGGAUGUUUUCAAGAAGCCAAAGGGUUUGGCUUUGGGGGUUGGUUUGUUGCACGCUGGUUUGUCGGUUUGUUGCACGCUGUUAUAAAAGUUGUUUUCCACCCUUUUUCGCCGUUCCACAUUCAACAGACCUUAUCCAGGAUGCCGGCCUAACUUUUAAUCACGUAGGGACUGAUGGAUUGAAACAGUAUCGCUACGUCUCUCAAUUUUUGAUGUAAGUUGUUUAUUGAAUCAAACUGAGGAAAUAAUUUUUGCCAUACAAAAAUUUUUCGUCGACUUUCCUGUCAAGGCUGUCAUUAUUGCUCGCCGCUUGUUCAGUCCUCAAUUUAAACAAGCCAGGUAUUCCAUGGUUCAGAGGCAAGUGCAACACAACUAGUCAUUUCUAAGCGUAAUAUCCUACACGAUGACUUCAUGCGACUUGUCACAGGGAAGAAAGUUUAUAAUAAUGGAAACAAAAAAAUCAUUAAUAUAUGGUCUGAUGGAUAUAUUUACUCCCUCCCUUCCCUUCCCAUUGGAUUGGGGUCCUUAAACAGGUCGCUGAAAUUAAAUGAAAUUCUCGGCGCUUUAUUCUGUUUAUAGGUUGGGGACAGAUGGAUCAUCCUGGUUCUGCUGCUACAAAGCUGCAGCAAGCUUCAAUGCGUGUGGUAUCCAACCGUGUGUGCCAGACCAUGCACAUGAACUCAGCCAUUAACGCUUCAACUGCUGUUACUUCCGCCAUGGUAUGUGCAGGGGAUGCUGGGAAGACUAUUAAGAGUGGCUGCUUUGGUGACAGUGGAGGACCCUUUGUUUGUCAAAACUCCGCUGACCAGUGGAUACAGCAGGGUAUCGUCAGUUGGGGUGAUCCUUCGUGCUCCUCUGCCAAUCACUACAGUGUGUUUGCUCGAGUCAGUGCCCUCCGACAAUGGAUCGAUGAAAUCAUAAACGAGUGAAAAGAGAUUUGCAAACGAGCUGCGAUCAUCAUAAAAUCUGUAUUAAAAUAUAGCAUUAAGAUCCAAGAGUGUUAUAAAAUAUUUAAAGAAUGCAUUAAACAAGUUCUCUCUCUUGAGUUCUAAAUUGUCUACACGGCCGACAUACAUCUGACAAGGCAAAAGGCUUCAUUGAACGAAAAGGCGAUACUGCCGGCGGGACUAACACGGUCUUGAAAGCUUUAGAUUUGGCUUAGGCGCCUGAGGGUUGUCUAUUGUUGGCAAUGUAUUUCACCUCGUGGUUCUGUACCAGCUGUCCCUCUCAUGAUGC
This is a messenger RNA of Porites lobata, 3204 nucleotides long. NCBI's taxonomy places the organism in Eukaryota, Metazoa, Cnidaria, Anthozoa, Scleractinia, Poritidae. The record is from the annotation of a GenBank genome assembly.